Aureobasidium vineae is the source of this 417-nucleotide messenger RNA. The record is from the annotation of a GenBank genome assembly. Lineage: Eukaryota; Fungi; Ascomycota; Dothideomycetes; Dothideales; Saccotheciaceae.
AUGGCCGACGAUGAGGACAGAGUUACCAUGCCCUUCAAGUUCGUGACUGCAUACACAGCUUCUGCUCGACACACUCAAUUGACACGCCACCCAGGCUUCGAUGCGCGCUUCCCCAACCAGAACCAGACCAAGCACUGCUGGCAGAACUACGUCGACUACCACAAGUGCAUCCUCGCCAAGGGUGAGGACUUCAAGCCUUGCCGUCAGGUACACAACCUCUCCUUGUCAACACCCGUCACACUGUCUGACGCACACAUAGNNUUCUUCCUCGCCUACAGAUCCCUCUGCCCCAGUGGCUGGGCCGCAAGAUGGGACGACCAGCGCGGUGAGUCUCAGAUCAAUCCUACAUACAAGAACACAUCACUCAUCAUACAAUGCANNGAGAACGGCACUUUCCCCAUGAAGCUGGACGAGUAA